AUGGAAGACUAUUCAGUGAUCAUUGUCGGUGGUGGGCUCUCGGGUCUUGUUGCUGCGUACGAACUGUCAAAACGCAAUGUCCGCACCGUAAUCGUCGACCAAGAGGGCGAAGUCAGCCUUGGUGGGCAGGCGUUCUGGUCGCUAGGUGGUAUAUUUUGCGUUGACUCAAAGGAUCAGCGUAAGUUUGGGGUGAAGGACAGCCGAGACUUGGCUAUGGGAGAUUGGAUGAACUCGGCUGGCUUUGACCGUGAGAAGGAGGACCAUUGGCCGCGAAAAUGGGCAGAAGCCUUCGUCAACUUUGCUACGGAUGAGAUGGAGAGCUACGUCAAGUCUCUGGGUCUGACGUUCCUUGAAGUUGGCUGGGCCGAACGGGGUGCUGGCUCGGCGAAUGGCCAUGGCAACUCUGUUCCUCGUUUCCAUCUGACCUGGGGAACCGGGCCUGAAGUCGUACGAAUUUUUGCGGAACCUGUAAAGGCAGCUGCAAAAAAGGGGUUGAUCAAGUUCCUCUUUCGCUAUAAGGUUGACGAGCUGAUUGUCGAUGACAAUACAGGUGCGGCCGUAGGUAUUCGAGGUCAAAUUCUUGAACCUACAAACACAGAGCGUGGGGUCGCAUCAUCUCGGGUAUCAGUAGGUUCAUUUGCGAUAUACGGAAAAGCAAUCUUGAUUGCCUCAGGCGGGAUAGGAGGAAAUGUGGAGGCGGUAAAGAAACACUGGCCAGUGGAUCGACUAGGGCCCAAGGUCCCCCAGUCCUUUGUUAUUGGAGUUCCUGCGCAUGUCGAUGGGCGCAUGAUUGAUAUCGCCCAGGACGCUGGAGCCCACGUUGUCAAUUCUGAUCGCAUGUGGCAUUAUACCGAGGGUCUGGCUAAUUGGAAUCCCAUUUGGCCCAACCAUGGUAUCCGUGUUCUCCCAGGCCCAUCUUCUUUAUGGCUGGAUGCUACUGGCAAGCGCUUGCCUCCGUUCCUUUACCCUGGUUGUGACACUCUGGCUACUUUGAAAUAUAUAUGCUCCACAGGCUACGAUUAUACAUGGUUCAUCCUUGAUAGGGCUAUCAUUUCCAGAGAAUUUGGUCUCUCCGGCUCAGAGCAAAAUCCUGACAUCACUGGCAAAAGUGUUUGGCUGCUUCUCCAGAGAGUCUUUGGGCGUUAUGGUACGAGCCCGGUCCAAAAAUUUAUGGAAAACGGAGCUGACUUUGUCAUGACAAACGCGUACUCAAAGGAUGCCCAGGUGAUGAUGAUUCAUAACGCGCGCAAUUACUGGCCUGAAUGGCUUGCUCGCAUCUCUAAACCUCAUAAACUCCUUGGUGACAAGGCCAACGGUCCACUGAUUGCUGUGCGGUUGAAUCUUCUUACGAGAAAGACCCUUGGUGGUCUAGAGACUGACUUGAACGGAAAUGUUGUGCGUCCUGAUGGGACGCUGUUCCCCAAUCUCUAUGCUGCUGGCGAAGCCUCAGGUUUUGGCGGAGGUGUUAAAAGACACGACCAGAGUACUGUUUUCCUGAAGGAACUGAUUGAUCAGAGUCGUGAGAAAUAUGGCCUUCUCUACAAUGGGAACCGGCAUAAUCAUGUUGCCCAUGGGUUAUCAGCAGCGUACCAGCUUGGAUGUACUAUGGAUCAACUCAAGGCUUUGUACUCAGAGAAUGAAAAGGAUUUAAUGCCCUGGAACGGCAGGAAAACCAACCGAAUCGUCAGUGACGAUGACAUCGAGAACCAUCUAGGGGACCUCAGUUACGAAGGCGACUUCGUUACUUUCUUUGAAAGCAAGAGCCGCCAACUAAGAGCACUCAAGCAAUCUGUCCUACAAUUCUGGCUACUGGAAAGAUCAAAACCCCUUCUUGCCGGUCUCAUCGGCGGGKAUGGACAUCCAUUGAUACUACUAGCCGAUGCGGUGGAGCUCGGUAGCAGCAAUCUGGCCCUCGAUGCUCUCGCAUUGACCGCAGUAGACUGGAACACAAUGGCUAGUGUGGUCAGUCUGCCUUUCAAAAACGACGAAAUAUACCAGCCUGGGUCUCUGCUCGAUGUGCUUGACAGAAUCCGGCGCGACCACACCUUCGACGGGCUCAUUUCAGGGCAAGGUAUCCAGCACAUCGGCACCAUUUUGUCAUCCCCUACUGCAUCUGUUACCGUGAUACAGUACUAUCACCUGGGUUGUGCUUACCUGCUUCAAAACUCCGAUAUUAAAAACACCUAUAUAACAUCAGAAAUUAUUUCCCUUGCUGUUGAUCUUCUGGUUGCUACCCAUGCUCCCGGCCGCCCAGCGUUUGACUUCUAUCUUGCCCACAAUCUAACCUUUGUCAACUGCCUAAGGAUUCUUCGGCCCGCAUGUACGGAUGGCGAAGCAAGUCAUAUGCUGAUUCGAAUAUACUGGCUGCUCACCAUACUAGCGUUCAUUACACAGGGACGACCAGUGCUUUCUAGAAAUCUCGUACCUGAUAUUGAAGGUGCGGAGAAACCGCUCAAAAGCUGGGACGAGAUAAAAACCGCUGCUCUAAGCAAAAGAGACGGACUUGGUCAAAGGCAGAAGGAUCCUCAUUUUCUCAAGGCGGUGCAGAUCCUUACACAGCUAGGUCCAGGAUAUAAGGAUAUUGAGCCUUUGUUGCUGAGCGCUGCAAAUAAGUUGGUCGAGGAAUUUGAGGACUGGUCCGGUUUUGGAGUUUGA
This is a messenger RNA of Talaromyces amestolkiae, 2655 nucleotides long. RefSeq lists its product as uncharacterized. The transcript is spliced from 5 exons. The record is from RefSeq and is a predicted model, not a curated record. Lineage: Eukaryota; Fungi; Ascomycota; Eurotiomycetes; Eurotiales; Trichocomaceae. Bases 1 to 2655 code for a protein of 884 amino acids. Gene Ontology annotation, molecular function: oxidoreductase activity, acting on the CH-CH group of donors.